CCAAUUUUUUUUCUCUCUUUCGCUGAUCGGACUGAUCGACCAGUGCGCGCUUGGACCAAGGGACCUGAUGGCGUCGACUUCGAUGGCCAAGCUCGGCCGCGAGCUCAUCGCCUACACCUUGAGUCCCCCUGCCGAGGCAUCUGCCUCGUCUUCGGCGCCUUCGUACGCAUCCAUCGUGACGCUGUCGCACCCCACGCCGUCAGCGCCCGUCGCGUCGUUGCGUGGUGUGACACCGUUUCCCAGCUCGCUGUCGCUCAUCAGCUCGCCGCUCCGUCCUAGCUGCCUCACUGUGCACUCGGACGCCAAGAAGGGACAGAUCUAUGUCCAUGAGCCUCGCGUGUCGGGACCGUCGACGACGACUACUACGACGCUGUCCCAUCACCUGCACCCGCCCGAGCCCACGCCCUGCAUCGCCGUCUCACCGACAGGCGCCUAUCUUGCCGCUGGCUCCACCUCGGGGAAGCUCUACCUCUGGGAACUUGCCUCAGGCAGUCUCGUCUGCGCUCUUGAUGCCCACUUCCGCCAGGUGACGUGCCUCAGUUUUACUCUCGACGGACUCGGCCUUGUCUCGGCCUCGACAGACGCCCGCAUCCUCGUCUACUCCCUCGCCGCUCUCGUUUCCUCGGCUUCGUCCGAGGCUGGCAAAGCCCCCUAUGCCGUCUUUGCCGACCAUACACAAUCCAUCACGGCGCUCUCCUGCUCCUCGUACAGCGCUGCCGCCGCCGCGGAGUCGUUUCCUUCGUCGACGCGCAUCCUCUCGGCGAGCGAGGACGGAUGCGUAAAGCUGUGGGACGUUCGAAGCAGGAGGCUCGUUAGGACAUGGACGUUUAGCGGGUCGGGCGGCAGGCCAGUCACACACCUUGCCGUCGAGUCUGGCGCGAGGGCCUUCUUUGUGGUCCUGGGAGAUGCAGGGCAGGACGAUGUCAUGGACGAAGACGACGACGACGACAAGGGUGGAGAGGAUGCCAUGGGUGCCCGGGGCGAUGCGGUCAAAAGGGUAGACAUGUAUGCGCCGUCGGGUCAGGGUGGCGGCGAAUCAAGCGACCAGACCGUCGUCAAGGGUGCUGCCCUCUACCGGACGGGGGACAAAUCGACGCGCAUCACCUCGCUUGCUCUGUCGACAUCGUCAACACACCUCCUCAUCGGCACUUCCCGCUCCGCGCUCGUGGUUCUCGAUGUAGCGUCGCAAAACAUCAUCCGGUCCCUCUCGCUGCUGCCCCAGGGCGCAGGCGCGGGCGCAUCCAAGGCCUCUUCUUCACAGCUGUCCGUCUCGAGCCUGGUGCCAUUCGUGGCGUUUGAGAGCCCGUCAAGCCCCAUGUUGAGUGGUUGGGACGUCUGCUCGAGGCUGGCAAGGCAAGAGACGUCUCACGAGGACGACGUGGUCCCCAUGAGGCUCGCCCAGAUCGAUGUGACUUCGCUUGCCGCACAGCUCUGCCCGCCCUCUUUGGCUGCGGACCCAUCGUCGACGAUGAUGACGACGACAAUGGGAGACACAGCGGCGGGCGCGAGUGUCGCAGCGACAGAGCGCAGCAGCGCAGGCUCCGAAGUAGAGAAGCUGCAGAGGGAGAACGAGGAGUUGAAGCGACUCGUCAAGCGGGCCCAUGCGGCCAACGAGGCAAUGUGGACAAAGGUCGUCCAGGGUGCAGUCAAGGGCGUCACCGCCACAUCCUCGUCCUCGUCGUCUUAGACUCAAAGAUGUCCUUCAUCCCAAAACUAUCAGCAACACUGUAUUUGUAUACGCUUUCCGCAAUAGAUUAAGGUCAUGGAGAGAAGAGGGACAGAGGUGCACA
Acaromyces ingoldii is the source of this 1790-nucleotide messenger RNA. RefSeq names its product WD40 repeat-like protein. Gene Ontology annotation, molecular function: protein binding. The record is from RefSeq and is a predicted model, not a curated record. Gene Ontology annotation, biological process: rRNA processing; DNA-templated DNA replication. Bases 68 to 1687 code for a protein of 539 amino acids. Lineage: Eukaryota; Fungi; Basidiomycota; Exobasidiomycetes; Exobasidiales; Cryptobasidiaceae. Gene Ontology annotation, cellular component: nuclear pre-replicative complex. The transcript is spliced from 2 exons.